Molecule: messenger RNA, 1386 nt
Organism: Penicillium waksmanii
Lineage: Eukaryota; Fungi; Ascomycota; Eurotiomycetes; Eurotiales; Aspergillaceae
Exons: 7
Coding region: 1-1386 (461 amino acids)
Molecular function (GO): monooxygenase activity; FAD binding
Source: RefSeq, a predicted model, not a curated record
AUGGGUGAGAGAAAGGAUACUCUACGGGUUAUAAUCGCCGGUGCCGGCAUUGCGGGGCUUGCGACAGCGAUCUCAUUGUCACGAAUCGCUUCGAUUCCAAACAUAGACAUCCAACUUUACGAGCAAGCACCCGAGCUGCUGGAAAUUGGAGCCAGUAUUGCACUCAGCCCAAAUGGAAUGCGCACCUUGGAAAAGCUAGGAGUGGACAAGGCACUCACAGAUGAGUUUGGUUAUAGAGGACCAAGUGGCAUACCACAGAUCUUUCGUCACUGGAAGACCGACCAGGUUAUCUCGGUCGACACUCACACCAAUGUCCCCAACCCUCGCCAUCAUACCACUCGGUUCCAUCGAGGCCAUCUACAUGCAGCUCUUCUUGAGCAUGUUCCCAGAGAAUCUAUACAUUUAGGGAAGAAGCUUAACCUUGCGGAGGCUGAUAAAAACGGCGUCACUCUGCAUUUCGAGGAUGGGAGUAGUGCGCAAGGUGAUGUUUUGAUUGGGGCAGAUGGAAUUCGAUCGGUUGUUAGGAAAUCAUUCUUGCCUGACUACAAGCUCCGUUUCAGUGGAAAGGUCUUUAUGAGAUCAACAUUUGACGCAUCUUUGGUUGAAGGGAAAAUCCCCAAUUUACCUUCCGACUCCAUGCAUUGGUGGGGACCACGAGAUAAUUUCUUCGCGUCUAGACUUGGCAAGGACCAGUAUACAACAGUCGGGGCUUACGAUGAUCCUCGCACAGAAGAAGAGCUAGAAAACAGCAUUGCAUGGGAUCAACGUGGAAAUGUUGAGUUCCUAAGGGAGAAGUACAAGAACUGGAAUCCAACGAUCAGAGCCCUGACUGAACUCACGCCCCAUACCAAUUUAUAUCCGAACUUCGCCGGAGAUGCUCUCUCGACCUGGGUGUUCGGUUCUCGGGUCACUCUUAUCGGCGAUGCCGCGCACGCCCAUGGGGGUGCCUUCGCUGCUGGGGGCUCGUUGGCACUGGAUGAUACUCUUGCUCUUGGCCUUGCCUUUCGGCAUGUCUUCGGCUCUCAAACUUCCGAACAGCCUUUCUCGAUUGAGAAUAUCAAGGAGGCGUUGGGAUUAUACAGCAACACGAGACAGCCGCAUACAGCUCGUAUACUGCGUAUUGUUCACAAUCAAAUCGAUAAAAGAGGCGCGCAGUUUACCUCAGCCGAAGAGGAGGAUGAGGCGUUAGUUGCCAGAAUGAGAAGCAGGCCAAAUACGGAAUGGUUAUCGGAACAUGAUGUCGAGGCUGCUUUCGCAGCUACGCUUGAGCAUGCGGAUAUGAUAGAAGCCUCGGAUCAAGCACAAGCCUCGAAGAGCACAGAGCCAGUUCCAGAAUCGAGCUCUAGUACUAGUACUAGUAUACAGUUCAAAGGCAGCAAGCUAUAG